Molecule: messenger RNA, 3119 nt
Organism: Pseudopipra pipra
Lineage: Eukaryota; Metazoa; Chordata; Aves; Passeriformes; Pipridae
Product: keratin, type II cytoskeletal cochleal-like
Exons: 9
Coding region: 728-2926 (732 amino acids)
Biological process (GO): keratinization; intermediate filament organization
Cellular component (GO): keratin filament
Molecular function (GO): structural constituent of skin epidermis
Source: RefSeq, a predicted model, not a curated record
GUUGGAUCAGGGACACCUUCCACUGGCCCAGGGACACCUUCUACUACACCAGGGACACCUUCUAUUGGACCAGGGACACCUUCUGUUGGACCAGAGACACCUUCUAUUGGACCAGAGACACCUUCUACUAGACCAGGGACACCUUCCACUAGAUCAGAGACACCUUCUAUUGGACCAGGGACACCUUCUGUUGGACCAGGGACACCUUCUGUUGGACCAGGGACACCUUCCACUAGACCAGGGACACCUUCUACUGGCCCAGGGACACCUUCUGUUGGACCAAGGACACGUUCCACUCUCCCAGGUUGCUCCAGCCUGGACUUGAGCACUCCCAGGGCUGGAGAAAUGAAUCCAAAUUAACCCAGCAUGUCCCUGCAGAGGUUCUGCACCCAGGGCUGGGCUCUCCCUGCCAGGAAUCCGGGCGUUAGGUAACCCCUUCCAGCUGAGCAGAUCCCCAGCGGCCCCGUAGGUGUGUUUGAGUGCCAUCAGUGCUCACCCGAGUCUCAGGGAGACACCUGGCUCCGGGCACGUCAAAACCAUGAGGGCACCGGCUUGAUCGCUGGACUUCCACACAGCCAAGCCCAGCUGGCAGGGGGAUAAAAGGGGAGUCCCACCCUGCCUGCCCGCAGAGAGCAGAGUCUCUCUGGGCGCCGCGUCUGCCCGCGGGCUCUUCCUCCCUCCACAGCGGGCUCUUCCUCCCUCCAUACGGGCUGUCCCCUCCUGCACCAUGAACAGAACCUUCAGCGUGAGGGCAGGGCCCGGGAGCAGGUCCUACAGCGCUGCCUCGGCCAUCGUGCCCAGCAGCAGCAGGGCUGCCUUCAGCUCCGUGUCCGUGGCACGGGCAGGGGGAGGAGGAGGAGGAGGAGGAGGGGGCGGCUUUGGGAGGCUCGUCGGGGGAGGUGGAGGCGGUGGCGGUGGCGGUUUUGGCAGCAGGAGCCUCUACAACCUCGGGGGCAGCAAGAGGAUCUCCAUCGGGGUCGGGAGCAGCUUCAGGGCCGCCUUUGGGGGGGGAGCUGGAGGGGGCUCCGGGCUGGGAGGGGGUGCAGGGGGUGGUGCUGGGCUGGGGCUCGGUGCCGGGGGUGCUGGUGCCGGGCUGGGGCUCGGGCUCGGUGCAGGAGGAGGGUUUGGGGGUGCAGGGGCUGGCGCUGGGCUCGGGCUGGGGCUCGGCGGGGCAGGAGGGGGGUUCGGCUUCGGUGGAGGGGCCGCGGGGCCGGGCUUUGGGGGCGGGCUCGCGGGACCAGGAGGGUUCGGCUUUGGGGGGCCCGGGGGGCUGGGAGGGUUCCCCGGGGGGUUGGGAGGGGGCAGGAUCCCGGCAGGGUUCGCCGGUGGCCCCUCCGGGGUGGGCACAAUCCAGGAGGUGACGGUGAACCAGAGCCUGCUGGCCCCCCUGAACCUGGAGAUCGACCCCAGCAUCGGCCAGGUGCGCAAGGACGAGAAGGAGCAGAUCAAGAGCCUCAACAACAAGUUCGCCUCCUUCAUCGACAAGGUUCGGUUCCUGGAGCAGCAGAACAAGGUGCUGGAGACCAAGUGGACCCUCCUGCAGGAGCAGGGGCAGAAGAACAACUCCGGCAGGAGCAGCCUGGACCCGCUGUUCGAGGCCUACGUGGGCAACCUGCGGCGGCAGCUGGGCAACCUGCUGGGCGAGAGGGGCUGCCUGGACGGCGAGCUCAGGAACAUGCAGGACCUCGUCGAGGACUUCAAGAACAAGUACGAGGAGGAGAUCAACCGGCGCACGGCGGCCGAGAACGAGUUCGUGGUGCUCAAGAAGGACGUGGACGCUGCCUACAUGACCAAGGUGGAGCUGGAGGCCAAGGUGGACGCGCUGAGCGACGAACUCAACUUCCUGCGCGCCCUCUACGAGGCGGAGCUGGCCCAGCUCAGCGCCCAGGUGUCCGACACGGCCGUCAUCCUGUCCAUGGACAACAACCGCGACCUGGACCUGAGCAGCAUCAUCGCCGAGGUGAAGGCGCAGUACGAGGACAUCGCCAACCGCAGCCGCGCCGAGGCCGAGGCCUGGUACCAGACCAAGUUCGAGGAGCUGCAGGCCACGGCGGGCAGACACGGCGACGACCUGCGCAACACCAAGGGGGAGAUCUCGGAGCUCAACCGGCUCAUCCAGAGGAUCCGCUCCGAGAUCGAGAACACCCGGAACCAGUGUGCCACCAUCCAGACGGCCAUCGGGGACUCCGAGGAGCGCGGCGAGCUGGCCCUCAAGGACGCCAAGGCCAAGAUGAUGGACCUGGAGGACGCCCUGCAGAAGGCCAAGGCCGACAUGGCCCGGCAGCUCCGCGAGUACCAGGAGCUCAUGAACGUCAAGCUGGCCCUGGACAUCGAGAUCGCGACCUACAGGAAGCUGCUGGAGGGGGAGGAGAGCAGGCUCAGCGGGGAGGGACUGACCCCCAUCAGCUACUCUGUGAUCAGCUCCAGCUCCGGCCUGGCCGGCGGGGCCGGCCUGGGAGGAGGAUUUGGUGGACUGAGCCUGAGCGGGGGCGGCGGGAGCGGCUUCGGCCUCGGAGGAGGAGGUGGAAGCGGGUUUGGCCUCGGAGGAGGAGGUGGAAGCGGUUUUGGCCUUGGAGGAGGAGGUGGAAGUGGUUUUGGCCUUGGAGGAGGAGGUGGAAGCAGCUUCGGCCUCGGAGGAGGCGGAGGGAGCGGUUUCGGUCUCGGAGGCAGCGGAGGAGGAGGAGGAAGCUACAGCUUUGGAAGUGGAGGAGGACUCGGACUCGGGGGUGGAGGUGGUGUUGGAGGCGGAUUUGGAGGUGGCCACGGAGCAGGAGGCGGCGGCAGCAGCCUGAGCACCAGCGGGGGCAACUUCAGCUCCGGGAGCGCCAAAGGCACCAACCCCGGGGUGAAAAUCGUCUCCAAAACCUCCUCCAGCAAAAAGAGCAUAAAGAGCCAGAGCCUGAAGAACGCCACGGAGCCCGAGUAAAACCCAGCCCGGGCCCUUCCCAGACCUUCCUCCUGCUCCUGCCCCUCCUGCCCCCGUCCUGCCCCUCUGGCCCCUCGCCCGCCCCGGCCCAGCUCCGCAGUUCUCACACCUCCGGAUCCCAGGCCAAGGAAAACGCCUCAGCCGGAGCUCCCCGAGGCCUUGAAACGGGAUUAAAAGGAAAACGUGGGCCUAA